Messenger RNA from Menidia menidia (Atlantic silverside), 1389 nucleotides. The record is from the annotation of a GenBank genome assembly. Lineage: Eukaryota; Metazoa; Chordata; Actinopteri; Atheriniformes; Atherinopsidae.
AUGACCGGUGAAUGCGUGUCAGUGUCGCUAGAUGGGCCAAAACGACACCACUUCCGCUAUCGACCUCUUCGACCAAUGGGCUUCGGCACACGGGGCGUGAUGCCGUCCCAUCAGCACCUCAAAACCGAACGAGGCGACCCGCUGCUGGAAGAGGAUGCUCCCUUGUCCCUUCCGCUCCGCUGCCCGAGGAGACAUUUCAUCGCGAUAUGUCUGCUAACCGACCCGCCGUAUGCUAUCCGGACCGCAGAGCCGGGAGCAGAGCAGCAGGACCAAGGGGCACCGACGUGCAGCCGGACGCGCAGACUCGACGAGGAGCGCAGGAGCCUGCGGGCGCUCGGCGGAAAAGGCAGCGACUGCCCAGGGGAGGCCGGAUUGCAGUUUCUGGGGACGAGCGCCAAGGGCAGUGCGGCAGUCAGACCGGGGGGGAGGAGGUUGCAGAGAUUUGUGAUGUACUACUCCCCCUCCGCUCAACUCGCCCCUAUCGUCCAUGAUCUGCUCUUCAAGGCAAGGGUGGAACCCCGGGGGAGACCGAUGAGCAUACUGGCCAGGUAUCACUUGCUCCCUUCUUCUCUGGUUUUGCUCAUUCUGCUCGCUGUCUGCACUAUGGGCUGUAUUCAGAGCAUUGCAUGCAAGCCCCGCAUCAGACGGGAGAACAUUGUGGUGUACGAGGUGUCCGCCUCGAUUGACCAGUGUCCCACAAUCAUUGAGGAGAACUCGCCGAUCGUGCUCCGUUACAAGACGCCCUACUUCAGGGCCUCGGCGGGUGUUGUGAUGCCACCAGUGCCUCGCAAUGAGACCUGGGUGGUGGGCUGGAUCCAAGCCUGUACCCAGAUGGAGUUCUACAACACAUAUGGGGAUAUUGGCAUGUCAAGCUGGGAGCUGCCUGAGCUGCGAGAGGGCAGGGUCAAAGCUAUUAGCGACUCCGACGGCGUCAGUUACCCCUGGUACGGAAACACCACAGAAACCGUGACCCUGACCGGCCCAACGUCCAAACCGUCCCGACUAACAGUCAGCAUGAACGACAACUUUUACCCCAGCGUAACGUGGGCAGUUCCCAUCAGUAACAGCAACACACCCAUGCUGACCCACAUCACCAGGGACCAGAGCUUCAUUACCUGGCUGGUGGCCAUGAACUCUGUCACAAAGGAGCGCAUUGUGUUGCAGACAGUGCGGUGGCGGAUGCGGGUCGACAUUGCUGUGGAUCCCGACAUGCCUCUGGGUUCUCGGGCUUCACUGGUGGGUCGUCCCUACCAGGAGCAGCCACACAUCCUCAACUACCAGGAGCCCAUUCCUCCCAACGCACUGGGGAGGCCGAACGCUAACGAUGCCCAAGUGCUAAUGUGGAGGCCUCGGAGGGGGGCGCCACUCGUCGUCAUACCCCCUAAAUAA